Microstroma glucosiphilum is the source of this 1262-nucleotide messenger RNA. RefSeq lists its product as hypothetical. The transcript is spliced from 3 exons. NCBI's taxonomy places the organism in Eukaryota, Fungi, Basidiomycota, Exobasidiomycetes, Microstromatales, Microstromataceae. Bases 108 to 812 code for a protein of 234 amino acids. The record is from RefSeq and is a predicted model, not a curated record.
CCAUCCGGCGAUUGCAAUCAGAGCCGUCGGCUUCCUCCUCCCUCCUGAAAUACGCGCCCUUCCCUACCUUUGCCACCAUCACUCAUCCAGGGAAGAGGUCAAUAGACAUGUCUCUUCUCGAUGAGAAGGCCAGGUUGUCAUCACCUUCUCGGUCCUCAUCCUCCAUUGGCUUCCUCUCUCCCUCUGCAGUCUCCACUUCACACCGGACCCCUUCUCCACCCGCGGACCGGCAGAAUGCUAUCUGCAAGGCUAUGGGCGCACUCUUCCUCCAGCAUAGAGUACAGUGUCUCGAAGAGGAUGUAGCCAAGCUAGAUCGGAAGAACUUUCAUCUAGGCGGAAAGCACAAAGGUCGUGAUGGGAGAGGCGGAGGUCCUCAUAUGGGCAGGGAGCCGGGCAAGAAGUCUGGCUGUCCUUUCCAGAGGAGAGCUGAGAAAUACAAGACGGUCGCUACUAGCGAGGAAAUGCCGCAAAGUAGAGCUGAGCUGCUCGUGGUCGUGGAUGCUAGUGUCCUGAUCUACUCAUUGCGCAGCGUGCAUGAGUGGCUCAAGGAAGGCAAGACCAGGGUUGUCAUUCCAGAUGAAGCCUGUCGUACUUUGGACGUCCUCAAGACCAAGGAGGAUCGGCUUGGUCUAGCAGCAAGGAAAGCAGCUCGCUUCAUCGAGGAGAGGAUGGUACAGGGUCGCCAGGCGGAUGUGACCCAUUCUCCUGCUCCUCAGAGUGUCCAGACACCUUCACGCAGAUCCUCCUGGUACAGAUGUCCCUCUGCCACCUCUUCAGGGCUCGCAUGUCGCCAGUCGAAGCGCAGACAAUGAGAGCGAGCAAAGAGGAGAAGAAUUCUCUCGAAGAGCUGGCUGCCAUCCGUCCGGGCGCUGAGGCACUCAAUCGCUCGGGAGCCUCCAGCCUUCAAGAUUGUCCCAUCUUCAUCCGCGAGACCCUCCUCUGCGCCCUCUACUAUCUGCAGCUUCUACCUCCCUCGACCUCCACUCCUCCUUCGCCGGCGGCAGACUCUCCUCGCAUGGCUCUAGCCAUCGCCUACCCACCUCCACGGCAUCUGGAAUCGGGCCACGCAGAAGAAGAGAUUCGCUACCUGGAGCGCGUCAAUCCCGACGCAUUAGUGGAUCGAUGCGCCGCCUAUGGUAUCUUCGAUUUCGACCAAGCAAGCAUCGGGAUGAGCGGCGGUGCACCUGCCGUUCAGAGCGGUGAGGAAGGAGGAGCAACAGGAAGACUCAUCGUCCUGCCUACUGCUGCGAGCUGGCUAUUGG